This is a messenger RNA of Cladocopium goreaui, 1497 nucleotides long. The record is from the annotation of a GenBank genome assembly. Lineage: Eukaryota; Dinophyceae; Suessiales; Symbiodiniaceae.
AUGGGUGGAGAGGGGCUUGAGACGCCAAAGGCUACACCUGCAACAAAGGCAGUGGCCGAUGCAGUGGAAGAUUUGGGUUUUGGCCUUUACCAGCUUGUGCCCUUGUUCCUCACCGGCGGUAUUUUUCUGGCGGAGGGGGCCGAGAUGCUGAUCAUGGGUUCAAUCACCUCACUUCUGCAUCGGCACUGGGACCUGGACCCAGUCAUUCGCGGUGGCAUGGUGUCUAUAGUUUUCAUUGGCUUUUCAGUUGGAAACUUCCUUUCCGGACAGAUUGGUGAUCGAUUUGGACGUCGCGCGUCCAUUCUGGUGUCGUACGCGAUGAUUGCCAUCUUUGGCUUUGCCACUGCAUGUUCAGGAGGGCCAGCAUUGAUGCUCUUCCUUCGGUUUUUCGUUGGUGCUGGCUGUGGAAUUGGGUUCCCAGCAGCAUACUCCUUGAUGCCAGAGGUCGCCCCUUCAACCUGGCGAAGUAGUUUGAGCACCUUGAUGAUCGGCUUCAUGCCGCUGGGGGAACUCAUUGGUGCUUUAGUAGUUCUGUUAGUGGAUCCAGAGCUGGACAACUCUGCGAGAGGCUGCAGUGCUUCAUCGUACUACCCGGCCAGAGCUCUUCAAGAGCCGGAACUCUGUGCAUGGCGGACGCUAUGUGAAAUGAGUGCCAUUCCGGCAUUCUUCUUCUUGGUGCUCGCCAGCCGGUUCCUUGAUGAGUCGCCACAGUUUCUAGCUAGUUGCGGGCGCUACGAGGAGUGCGAGCAGGUGCUGCAACGAAUGGCCUUGCUCAACGGCAGCCAGCUGAACGUGGAGAAGUUGCGUGCUGCUUUUGCUUCUGAAGCUGCCCCAGGUGAAGUGAGUCCUCUCUCGCCGAAGAGAAACUAUUCAUUUCUCAGCGCUGUGAAUCUGCUGUGGGCAAACUACCUGAAGGUUGCUGCCUUCAUGUGCUUGGCCCACGUGGCCAAGGACUUCAGCGUGUUUGGCCUGUCCUACAUGUUGCCUCAGUACUUUGCUUUCCUAAAGGGUCUUGUUGCAGGGGUGGAGUUGCUUGUGGUGGCUACCUUGGCACUACCUGGGGUUGUGCUGACAUACCUCUGUUCAAGGAUCCAAGGAGUGUCUUUGGUUUACCUCAUGUCUGGAAGCGGUGCAUUAGGCAGCGUCUUCGCUUUGGGAAUGCUUCAAGGAGUUCCAGUAAGCAUGGCUGCUCCAGCAGCUUACAUGGUCAAGAUCUUUGCCAUGUCUUUUUUUGUGUUUACAGUUGCGUACACCGCAGCAGCCUUCCCAACCCAUGUGCGUCAAACUGCUGUUGGCUUCUGUACUGCUGCAGGGCGGUUGGGAUCCAUCAGUGCACCGCUGGUGUUUGAACUGAGCAAGUCCUUCACUGGAAAGUUCGACUUCUUUAUCGGAUGCCUUAUUGCCCUCUUGACGUCUGUGGCAAUUACUGCCCCGAUUGCCCUCCCAAAGUGGGGCUGUCUUGACAUUCAGGCUGAGGGUUUUGCGGAGUCUUUGUAA